CUCAACAACCAAACAAUGUAAUUUCAAAAUGUAUCUAUUGUAUCAAUGCAUGCAUUUAUAUGAUAGUGAUUCAUAACAAUACAACGAUUUAGCAUACGCAAAAGACCCUUUAGUAAUUUCAGUGAACAAACUUGGAAUUCAACCAAUUUCUAAUAUAAGUUGAACUUCUAAAGAAGAGGGAAAGUGGAGAAGAGCGGCAAACUCCGUGGUUGAAUCGAGAAAUGGCGCGGAGUGGGGUUUUGGGGCUGAUGUAAAAGAGAAGCAACGAAGAAGAAAGCCAAACAGAACGAGAAUGUGGUAGACCUAACAACUUAUUGAAGAAAACCUCGGCGAAGCUCAGGCUGCGGCUGCCGUCGUUUCAACUUUCUCAUAGUUUGGCGACUAGAGUGAAUUCGCCGCCUGCUUCGAGGCUCGAGCUGCGUUUCUUCGUCUCCUUUCUUUAUCACCGCUUAGUUACCAGGUAGUCUCUCUCUACUUCUGCCGAUUAUUCAUGAAUUUGAUUCUUUUUAUAUCAUGGGUGUGCGUGAACCAAUCGAUUUAGUUUCGUUUGUAUGCAAUUUUAUCAAACUCCAGGAGUCUAACCUAAUGCGAGAACGACCUACCGAUAGGUCGAGUAGGAGACUUGAGCUUAUUCAAUGGACAUGAAUGUUGGGUCUUGAGAGAGGCCUGAUUUGAUUUUUCUUCCGGUAUCGUUUCCAGGGGCUUUUAUUUUAUUUUUAUCCAAAAUUGUGGCUUGCCUUUAAGUUGCUUGACUCAUUUCGGAUUUGCAUUGGUUGUUCUCCCCGUGUAGUCGUUUCUUAAAGACAAAUCGAAAAUCUGGCUGAUUUGUGCUUGUGAAUCGAACUUCUCCUUUGCUGAACAUGUUGGUAUGGCCGAUGCUUCCUUUCGGGUAGUGGUUCGCAUCACGACUCUUUGACGGGAUGUAUUCAUGGUUAAGAAAGGAAUGAUCUCGAGUGCUGAAUAUGUGAAUUUAGAUUAUAAUAGAGUGGCCCUUUUUGUUAGAAUCACUAGAAGCAUGCUGUUUUUGGAGAAAAAGGUUGUUUGAUUCCUGGAUUUCUUGUUCAGUAUGUGGUCCUAAUACUUGCAUAUCCCAGAUGCACGAGAUGGUUUGGCAGCCAUGUACUUCAGUCAGUGGCAUUGAGAGAGAAGGGUUUGGAACCAGACGAAGCUAUAGCGCCCUAGCUUUUGAUAGAUAGGCUUUUUGUUAUUGAAUGUCAAGACAGAUAUGAGAUAUCUCAUCUUGAUAGUCUUAAGAGGACUUCUGACUCUGGUUAAUUCCUCUUUCAACAUCUCUUUAUAUUUGAUAGGAUAAGUCCUAACAUCACUGAUAUGGAAAAGUUUGUUGAUUGUUGAUGGCUUUGACGUUGGCCAUGGUAAUGUAGAUACAAGCGCGCUGCAUGCUUCUGCAGUACCGAGCUCAAUUGUUGGUUCAGUCUUCACCUAGUCAUAGGUUAUAGCCUGUCACUUGCUCCAAGUUAAUUCACUCAUUCGACUCCUCAUCACUUGCUUCUUGAAAACUAUCCUUUCACUAACUCUCCUUUGAUCAAAAUUUUAAUUUCACUUUCUAUUGCUUGAUGCAUUCUGAGAUAGAGAGAUAGAGAGAGAGAAAAGUGAUCGUAUCUUGUUGUUCUAGUUCUCAUAGAUGAUUCAUUCUUCUGAUUUCUCCUGUCUUUGAUACCUGCAGCCAUGGAACAACCACACUCCAUUCUCACAGGAGCUGAAGCUGUGUUGAAUAUCCAACCAAACUCUUCAUUAUCUGUCACCUAUGACACUCUUUUUGGGUCUUCUCACAAUCAUAUGCUCCUUGAGCUACAUGAUGAGAUGCUCCCUGAUCUACUUCACCAGAGCAUAACAUUAAGAGGUGAGCCAAAUGAAGAUGUUGUUCUAUGCACUCUGUCAAAGACCUAUGCUGUCAAGUUUGUUGGAACUUCCAACUCUGUAUUUCUUAUUCCGCCCUCUCGCCAUCAAUUCACUCAAAACGGGCAGCAAUCUGUUGCCUCUGUUAUUGAAAUUUCACCUGGUAAUAUGGAGCUCAUCGAGACAGCUCCCAGGCUGGACAGGCUCAAAACUCUCCUUGCACAGAAUCCUUAUAGUUCUAUGGAGGCAUUGCAGGCAGAUGAUAUGGAGGACGAUUCAAAGGAGAGUAAGAUGGGAUUGUGCACAUGGCAUGAUCUGGUUAACAAGAUUCAAGCCAGUGAUGAUGAAUUGAGGAACGGGUUAGAAGCUCUCUCAGCUGUGGAAAUCGAUGGUUUCUGGAGGAUUGUGGAUGAAAAAUAUAUGGGUGAAAUUCUGACAAUGCUAUUGCAGAAUUCAAUUUUAAAUGACUGGUCACUUGAUAAACUUGAUGAAGAUGAAGUCGUGACUUCUCUGGUCACCGAUGGAUUCCCGCAUAAGCUUGCCUACCAUUGUUUACAUGUUUAUGGAAGUAAGGUGGAUGAGGCUCGAGGAAAAAGCUGUGUGUGGACGCUAGAUGAAAGACGAGUGUGUGUGCAUUUCGCAAGACAAGUUUUGGGAGUUGGGAAAAUGAAAUUAGAGCGUUUUAUGGAAAUGUGGUUAAAGAAAAUCCCAGAUGGAAUGAACGCGAAUUUGGAGAUGCUGAAAGGUGAAGUCCUGACUGAAAAAGUUGGAAUAGAGAUGUGGGUUCGAGGUUUCAGUGUUGCUUCCUUGCCUUCAAAUCCUGCCGAGCGUUUCUCAGUCCUUUUCAGGGAGCGGCCGAAAUGGGAGUCGAAGGAUUUACAGCACUACAUCAGGGACUUGAAAGUACCUGGUCUUUCUUCGGAGGGUUUGCUGCUAAAGUAUACCAGGAGAACGCAGCCUACACAAGAUGCAGCACCUGUAUUUACUGCAAGAUAGCGAGACGAAACCACCAGAAUCAACCACCAUUUGAGUUUCACGAUGGCGCACAUUACAUGUACGGUAACUGAUGGCCUUUCAACUCAUUUUGUCAUGCACAAUACCUGCUACAUCUGUAUGCAUUGCACAGUUUGGGUUUUAUAUGACACCAGAACUAGAACUAGAUGAUAGAAAGAAGAAACCAUGAUGGUAUUUAGUGUUUAAUUAAUUAUGUGUAUCCUCUUACACCACUCACUACGUACACAUAAGUAGAUCAAAGAUUACAUAAGAAACGAUAUUAAUAUUG
Messenger RNA from Linum trigynum, 3139 nucleotides. NCBI's taxonomy places the organism in Eukaryota, Viridiplantae, Streptophyta, Magnoliopsida, Malpighiales, Linaceae. The record is from the annotation of a GenBank genome assembly.